Molecule: messenger RNA, 2718 nt
Organism: Cylindrotheca closterium
Lineage: Eukaryota; Bacillariophyta; Bacillariophyceae; Bacillariales; Bacillariaceae
Source: the annotation of a GenBank genome assembly
AUGAAAUUAGAGGAUCGUAACGAGCGAGUUAGUCAACAACGAUCUACAAAAGGAAAAGAGAGCAAAAAGUUGAAAGAAGCAUCACCUCCUAGAGCUACUGGUGGAUCGAAAUCUCGUCAGCGCAAUGCGGAACAACGAGAAGCAAAACAAAGAGCUUCUAGAGGCAGUGGAAGAAGAAGCACCCGGCCUGGUGCGGAAUCCAGUGAACGGUCAAGCGACAAACCAAGAUCAAAACGUAAUGACGAACAUCGUCCAGCCAAAGAUCGAGCAAAGGGCAGCAAUCGAAGAUCGGAUGCACUUAGUACUGCCUCUUAUUCGAUUGCACCUCAGGUGGGCGCCUUUAGUGAAGCUUCAUCCAAGGAUCGCAGCAAGACGAAAGGACGUCAUAACACCAAGGGCGAUCGUAAGCGAAGAUCCGAUGCCCCUGCGUCUCCUUUUGUGGUAGGUGCCAUUGGCGACAUUUCUCCCAAGGAUCGCAGCAAGACAAAAGCACGUCCUAGCACCAAGGGCGAUCGUAAUCGAAGAUCAGAUGCCCCUGCGUCUCCUCUUGCAUCUCAGGUCGUGGUGGGUGCCAUUGGCGACACUUCUCCUAGGGAUCGCAGCAAGACCAAAGGACGUCAUAGCAUCAAGGGUGAUCGUGAUGCCAAGAAUCGAGCUAGACGUUCAAAAGACUAUGCUACAGCAAGCCCAGGCGUAGAUAGUUUGACUUCUUCACCGCAAAGUCCCCGUUCCAAGGCGGACAGAGCAUCCAAGAAAUCUCGGCAAUAUGAUGAAAGUGAGAAAAAUGCCAAGCGCAUAUCCAAGAACAAAGAUUUUGGGACUAAAGAAGAAGAAGUGGAUCUACAAGCACCUGUCGCGCAAGGCAUCGCUGUGGAUGAAGAAGCGGAAGAGAACGAGCGAUUCCUGAAACAAGAAGAAGCCAACCGAAGGAUGCAAAUUCAGCUCGAGGAAAUGACUCGACAACAGCAAAUAUCUGCUGAGGCACUAGCACAAAAAGAACGAGAGGCCGAGAGGCGAAAGAAGAAACGUCGCAAAAUUAUAUGCGCGAUCAUUGUUUUCCUCGUUCUGGCUGGAGGAGUCGUGGCAUACUUCCUGACGCGUCCGUCAGCAGAUAGGACGCCUUUGUUGGUUGCACCGGAGGAUCCAGAGGGUACCAUUUCCAGCGCUCCAUCGACGAAUCCCACGUCUUCGCCUACCCAAGCUCUCUUGUAUGAUCCACCGUCCGAAAGAGAUUGCGUGGCCAUGAAAAAUGGCCAACCAGUGGCCAAUCAGGACGAAUUGACAGCAUUUACUUUUGAAAUCACCAUAGGUGUGGCAUACUCAGUCAAUGUCGACUUCGAGAAUGUUUACUUGCCUGAUUUGUCCCAGGCUAUCCAAGAGUUUUUAGGGCCGAUCCUUGCCCAAUGCCCCACGGCGACAAGACAGCUACAAGGCAACGACGAUGCUUCCACUAAAUAUGUGGUGGGCAAUGCAUUGGUGGAAACAAAUCUUGUGGAGGACAGAACUUGUGAAGAGGAUGAUGGAACCUCCGAUUGCUAUCUUCUGUCAGUCGGGGUCGACGUCUUUUUGAAAGAUGUGAUCCCCAAUCCUGUACUCAGUGUUAUUAGCUUUAUUUCAGAAGCCUUUCAAACUUCUGAAGUCCCGUUGGUGGAAACUCUGCAGCUGCCAGAUCCGUAUGUAUUUGUUGAAAUCGACUCAUUGACCUCCCUGGACCCCACUAAUGUGCCUAGCACAAGUCCUUCGGAAUCACCUACUCAUUCCAUCAGGCCCACCAAGGGGCAACAGACAAUGCUGCCAUCCGCAGGGCCUAGCUCAACCCCCACCCAGCCACCAACGAUAGGAUCUACUCCAAGCCCCACCAACGCAGCGUCCUCCAGUCCGACAAGAGCACCUGUCACUGCACCAACCACGGAAGAACCCACGGAAAAUCCAUCAGUUACGCCCACUUCGGGACCGACAUUGGCUCCCACAUUGGCUCCCACACCUGCCCCCACGCCUGACCCCACUCCCUUGCCAGAAACGGAGGAGCCGACCAUAAUGGAUUCCCAAUCUCCUACACAAGUCGCCAGCAACGACCCUUCCGCCCAACCAUCGAGCGAUCCAUCAAAUCUACCGACCUCUAGUCCUACGAGUGGUCCGACACCAUUGCCCACCUCCUCUCCAACUAGUGGUCCAACCUCGGCUCCUACCUCUUGGAUCAUUCCAAUUACGUUUCCUCCUCAGACUACCUAUGAGAAACAGGGCGCCCAAGCUAGCGAUCACUCCUGCCUCUACGGCUUUGGUUGUCACUCCCAGUCUUGUCCCAGUUUAGAUCCGGCACUCGCAACAAAGUUUACGUAUUUCACGAACUUGCGAGCUGUGCCAAUUGAAGGGUUUGAUACUGAUACCAAUCCAGUGUGGUACCUGGAGCAAACGCUCGAUGGGUCAGAUUGUGGCAGCAACUCCGGUUCGACAGCAUGCUUCAGUGAUCCCCUGAAGGGCGGUUUCGCCGUGGAUCUGACUGAGAGUAACUUUGUCUUUCAGAAGGAUACACGAUUUCGUUCCGGCGGCUUCACGACUAGGUAUAGAGUCGCUGUGGAUGAUACUGUUGUCUUGCAAGAGACGCUGAGCAACGCUCAUAACAGAACAUUGGGAAGCGAUGGCGGUAAGGUGAUGACUGUCAAUGCAGGCGGAUUUUGUGGCUUUGUAUCUGGAUAUAUCAGAUUGACACUUGAGUAG